Alosa sapidissima (American shad) is the source of this 3094-nucleotide messenger RNA. RefSeq names its product inter-alpha-trypsin inhibitor heavy chain 2 (gene itih2). The record is from RefSeq and is a predicted model, not a curated record. Gene Ontology annotation, biological process: hyaluronan metabolic process. The transcript has 20 exons. Gene Ontology annotation, molecular function: serine-type endopeptidase inhibitor activity. NCBI's taxonomy places the organism in Eukaryota, Metazoa, Chordata, Actinopteri, Clupeiformes, Clupeidae. Bases 107 to 2944 code for a protein of 945 amino acids.
UCUCUCUCUCCCUCUCUCCCCCUCUCUCUGUCCCACUGUCCCUGUACCUUUGGGAACAGAGUUGUUCCUCGUUCCUCGGCCGGUCAUAGCACUGCAGACUGUCACCAUGAAGCUCCCGAUUCUUCUCCUGUUUAGCACACUUCUGCUCCACCAGACAUACACCUUCGAGUUUGUGAUUGAUGGCGAAUGGGACAGUGAGCUGACAAGUCAUGAUGCGGGUGAUUAUCCAAAUUCUGCUGACCUACACUUACGACCAAACUUUAGAAGACGGAGGGCCAUAUUGGUCAGCGAUGAGGAUUUCGAAGACUUUGAGGCCAUCAAAGGAAAUGACAUCACAGUUAAGAGUUAUAAAGUGGAGAGUCGCAUCACUUCCCGGUUCGCCCACACCACCGUCAAGAGCUCUGUGGUCAACACCGGCUCAACCGCACAGAGCAUCGGCUUCAAUGUCCAGAUCCCUAAACGAGCCUUCAUCACCAACUUUACCAUGAAUGUGAACGGCAUCACAUUUAUCGGUUCGGUGAAGGAGAAGACUGUGGCCAGAAACCUCUACUCCCAGGCCAGAGCCAGAGGCAAGGCAGCAGGCAUUGUCAGGGCUAACUCCCAGGACAUGGAGACGUUUAAGACGGAGGUGCACGUGCCCCCGGGCAGUAAGGUGCAGUUUGAGCUGCACUACCAGGAGAUGAUGCAGAGGAAGCUCGGGGUGUACCAACACACACUACACCUACAGCCGGGACGACUGGUGCCUCACCUGCAUGUAGACGUGUACAUCUUUGAGCCAAAGGGCAUCAGCAUGGUGGAGGUGCCCAACACGCUGGGGGAGCUGUUUACCGGCCUCACCACGGUAACCAAGUCCAAGGACAAGGCGCACGUGACCUUCAAGCCCACGCUGCAGCAGCAGAGGAAGUGCCACAACUGCACAGAGAGCGGCGUCGACGGAGUCUUCACCGUCAAGUACGACGUGGAGAGAGAAGGCAACGCCGGGGAGCUGCAGGUGUCUGAUGGUCACUUUGUACACUUCUUUGCACCACAAAACCUCUCGCCCCUGUCCAAGAACAUCGUGUUUGUUAUCGACGUCAGCGGGUCCAUGUGGGGUCUGAAGAUGAAACAGACAGUGGAGGCUAUGGAGGCCAUUCUUGAUGACCUGACCAUAGACGAUUACUUCAGUAUCGUCGACUUCAACCACAACGUCCGCUGCUGGAGUGAAGAGCUGGUCCCAGGAAGCUCCAUCCAGGUUGCGGAUGCCAAGAAGUACGUUCAGAGCAUCAAACCAAAUGGAGGCACAAACAUUAAUGAGGCCCUGCAGCGGGCGGUGCAGAUGCUGAUCAAAGCAUCCAAUCAGGGCCUGAUUGACCAGCGCUCCGUCUCCAUGAUCAUCCUGGUGUCUGACGGAGACCCCACUGUGGGAGAGAUCAAGCUGAGCAACAUCCAGAAGAACGUCAAGCGCAUCAUGCGGGAGGAGUUCUCUCUCUUCUCAUUGGGCAUUGGCUUCGACGUGGACUACGACUUCCUGGAGCGUAUCGCCAUGGACAACAGGGGCGUGGCUCAGAGAAUCUAUGCCAAUCACGAUGCUGCUGAACAACUGAGGACAUUCUACAGCCAAGUCUCCUCGCCGCUGCUCCGGCGGAUCACCAUCCAGUUCCCCGAGGGUUCCGUGUCGGACAUCACACAGAGCCACUUCGACAAGUUCUUCAGCGGCUCAGAGAUAGUGGUGGCAGGCAAGCUGCAGUCAACCGGGUUCCCCACUCUCCACAGCUUCACCACCGCCUCCGCUGCUACAAUGGACAUGACCCUGCAAACGGACACAGACAUUUCGGAGCUGGACGCUAUUCUCAACCAGCAGCAGCACUCUGUGACAGGCUUUGCUAGGCAGAUGUGGGCCUACAUCACCAUCAACCAGCUCCUGGCUGAGAGGGCCCUGGCCCCCACCGCAGCAAAGAAGCGCAAAAUCACGCAGCGCAUCCUGGGCCUGGCCGUAGAGCACCAGUUCGUUACGCCACUCACUGCUCUGCUCAUCGAGGGCGAGAACGAGAAGCUGCUUGCCGACUCACCCAAGGACCCCAAACACGGCUGCUGCUCAGGUGUGGGGUUUCAGGGUCUGCGUCCACCUCCUGUGCAGCAGCAGGUCUAUUCCAUUCCCAACUGGGUCCGGCCGACCCCGAUGUCCACCCCCAGCCCUGCCACGGGACACAUCACAGUAGUGGACAAUGACCCUCACUUCAUCAUCCACUUGCCCAAGCGCGACAUGGACGUGUGUUUCAACAUUGACUCCGAGCCUGGCGACAUCCUCAACCUGGUGUCCGACCCAGGGGCAGGUGUGGUGAUCAACGGCAUGUUGAUCGGUUCUAAGACGCUGCAGAACAACAAGCUGAAGACGUACUUCGGCGCCAUCGGCGUGUUCUACAGGCCCGAGGGCGUGCGGGUCACCGUGAGAACCGACCGCAUCGAUGUUGUGGAGGGGAAGGACAACAACUCAUUCUCCUGGGGAAGCACUGUGGACAUCACCAUCAACGGGGUUAAAAUCUCCAUUGAAAAGGACUCUAAGGUCAGUGUGGUGGUCAAUGGACGCAUCACGGCGAUGGUGCUCCUACACCGGGUGUGGAAGAAGCAUCCGGUGAACGUGGACUUCCUGGGCUUCUACUCACCCAACGACAACCAGUAUUCGGAGCAGGUCCAUGGACUCAUCGGUCAGUUUGCCAAUGAGCCCGAGGUGAAGGUUUCCAACAUCCGUGAUGGUCCUGACCCCAAGAAGAAGGAGGCCACCAUGGAUGUAAAGGGCAACAAGCUGGCUGUCACCAGGGGCUGGCAGAAGGACUACAGAGAGGAUAAGAAGAGGGGCACAGACGUCUACUGCUGGUUCGUCCACAACAGUGGAAAGGGCUUCAUUGACGGCCACUUCAGCAACUACAUCGUCCCCUCACUGGACAGCUUCCUUCCUGAGCUCUGAUUGGCUGAAGUGUGCGAAUGAAGAAAGGUGAUUGGGUGUUCAUGUGGCAGGCCAAUGUCAUACGGUCAGGAUCUGCGCAGGAUUGUGGGACUUGGAGUUCAGAAAGUAAAAAUCCACCACAGACUGACUUAAUAAAAUGCACACUGCUUU